This is a messenger RNA of Aphanomyces astaci, 1502 nucleotides long. RefSeq lists its product as hypothetical. The coding region runs from base 39 to 1367 and encodes 442 amino acids. Gene Ontology annotation, molecular function: protein binding. The record is from RefSeq and is a predicted model, not a curated record. The transcript is spliced from 5 exons. NCBI's taxonomy places the organism in Eukaryota, Oomycota, Saprolegniomycetes, Saprolegniales, Verrucalvaceae.
CUCUGUGUCGCUUCAUCAUCCGCCGAUUAGCAAGUGUCAUGUGGAGUCGUAGCGUAUUUGCACUUGUGGGUACCGCGGUGGCGCUGGUGUCUGCCCAAGUACAAGAGAUCGAUAUCUUACCUUUGCUGCCGUUCCGGCCUUACCAUCUUCCUCGCAUGCGAUGGACGGACCUCAAUCGAGUACUCGGCGAACAAGCCAGCGAAAAGAUGAUUGUGAGCAAGCCAAUGGACACCAUGUUGGGCAAGAUCAAUGUCCCCAAGGAAGACCAGAAAGCAUUCAAUGCGUUGUCGGCCAUGGAAGUCAAGAGUUUACACGGUGACGCCGAAUUCGUGGACGAAAAACAAGUGUGGAUCGCGUUCGACUUGAUCCACGAAGGCGACAUUCCGUCUGCGAUCGAGUUGUUGGACCAGGUAAAGGAACAAGCAUCGCGACAGUUCGGGACCAAGCACCCGCUGUACGCGAACGCACUCGCCGAUCUCGGGUAUGCGUACAUGAAGCAGAAGGACUACAUCAAGUCCAACUCGUUGCUCGUCGAAGCCAUGGAGCUCGACGAAGAGCUCCAAGACAAGUUUGGCGUGUACAACACUGCCGCGUCCAUCAACCUCAUGGCCGCGUCGGCACUUGCGUCUGGCGCGGGCAACUUUAACGCGCUGAGCAAUGCUUACGAGGCUGCAUUCAACGCCUUGCACAAGGAAUCGCAUGCUUCGCAAUUCGAAAUCCUCAUGAACUUGGCCAACAUGUACAGACUCCACUGGCUGCCCCUUCGCUCGAUCAACAUGUUCAAGCUGGCCAAGCAAUAUGCACCGAAUCCGUCUGUGAAGUACGCCGACUUGCUCGUCGGUCUCGGGGCCAGCUACAUCAUGGAGGGUGAAUUCCAACAAGGACAUCGCAUCCUGUUGUCCGCCGUCGACAUGUACGAAUCGUUGGAUCGACACUCGAGCCAUGGCCAUUUAGAAGCAACGUACUACUUGGCAACGUCCGAGUUGCUCCAGAAGAAGUAUGGCGCCGCCUUAGCUCGGUUUCAAGCCGCCAGGAAAGCGCUGACCACGGAAACGUUUCCAUGUGCAAAGGCCACCCUCAUGACGUCUAUCGGAGCCUGCAUCGCCGCCAUGGGCUACACAGACAUGGCCAUUGGAAUGCUCGACGCAGCCAACGCCCUCUUGUCUGCGCACGCCACGACAUUGGAGAACGAACUGUUUGCGCCGUACAUUCACUUAAAGAUUGACCAUUUGCUCGCGACGCUAUGGGACCAAGACAAACAAGCGCCACACGCCAAGCAACAAAAACAUGCGGCCGCCGCGUAUGAAGCAGCUGUGACACUGUUUGGAGACACACAUGCGUUGGCAGUGGCGCACAAAGUGGUGUAAUACAAACCACACAAAUACUAAUAGUAGUAGUAAUCGUGGGAGUAGUUAGUAGUCAAGUGCGUUAGCCCACUUCCUAUUACUGUAGUACUACGUAGUAUUACAGUAAGUUAGUGUCCACUAGUAGGAAGUAGUAGU